AGAUCCUUGAUGACGGCCAGUCUCCCAGACACAGUCCCCGUAGUCCUAUUGAGUGGAGCACACAGCAAGUGACUAACUGGCUAAUGAGUAUUAACCUGGAACACUGUGUAACUGAAUUCACAGAGCAUAAUAUCAAUGGUGAACAACUUCUCCAACUGGACAGCAGCAAGCUCAAGGCCCUUGGAGUAAAUUCUCAAGACAGAAUGCUCAUUAGAAAAAAGAUCAGAGACAUGAGACUGACAGUUGAGAAGCUCCGGAAAGUCAAUGAGAAAAUGGAGAAACAAAAGGAGAGACUCCGCAAGCGGGAGCAUGAGCAGCAAGUGCGGCGAGCAAGGCGG
This is a messenger RNA of Staurois parvus, 338 nucleotides long. The record is from the annotation of a GenBank genome assembly. NCBI's taxonomy places the organism in Eukaryota, Metazoa, Chordata, Amphibia, Anura, Ranidae.